Paramecium sonneborni is the source of this 755-nucleotide messenger RNA. Lineage: Eukaryota; Ciliophora; Oligohymenophorea; Peniculida; Parameciidae. The record is from the annotation of a GenBank genome assembly.
AUGUUAUUUAUAUUGUUAUUAUUUUUUUAUCUUUGAGAUUUUUCUAGAGAGGCUUAAAUUGCAGUUUAAAAUAAGUAUCAACUCGAAGAAUAAGGUUAUGAAUUUGAAUAAGUUGUUUCUGUUGAAACUCAAAUAGUAGCAGGAACAAAUUACAAUGUAGUUUUAUAGUAUGAAAAUGAUGAAGGCUAGAUCUAAUAAUAUGAUGUAAUAAUAUAUUCAGCGUAAUUUAUGUUUAAGUAUUUUAGUCCAUGGAAUGGAUAAGACCAGAUUACAAAAUGUGAAUAAAUAAAUGGAUAAUUAGGUUCAUUUGCAGAAACUGAGAACGAAUAAGAACAAUAAUAAUAAACCAGACCAAGUUCUUUGAGAUUGAGAUUAAGAAAAUAAGAUAAGGCAGAUAGCCAUGCAAAUGGAACAUGGGAAUAAGUAGAAAUUCUAUAAAUUCUUAAUUAGAUAAAUCCAGAAGUGUUUGAACAAAACAAUUCUAACAUAAUAAAUUAAGCCAAUAUUGUAGUUACUCAAUAAUAUAAUCCAGAAUAAUAGGGAUAUGAAUUUGAUUAAGUGUUGGAAGUGUAAACCUAAAUUGUAUCUGGAACAAAUUACAACAUUAAAUUGUUAUAUUCAAAUGGAGAAGGAUCAUAUUAAAUAUAUGAUGUAUACCUUUACAUUUGGUAUAUCUUAUAAAUAUAUAUACAAGUCCUUGGAAUCCCUCAGCGAAUUAAUAAAAGGCUAUCUUAACAGAAACCUAUUCAGCUUGA